AUGGCGCACCCUGCUGAUGAUCAUAGAACUCGUCGUCAGUUCGCUGGAGGCGACUCCAGCCACUCCAAUCGUUCGCGAUCCGACCACACCCAACAGUCCACAGGCCGAGCCCCCACUAACAGAUCAUCGAGGACAAGCAGAGAACACACGGACGAACAUGUUGCAUUCGGGAGAUGGAGAGCCCAGAAUUCCGCUGGCCCACUCGCGCGCCCACUGGGUGGACUCAUUGGUUCCUUCUUCAAGGAAGCGAGAAGACUCAUGGGAACCGACGAGACCACAAUGCAAAGUGUCAUCAAAUGCCUCUCCUCGGAAGGUGGGUUGAAACGGAUCCAAGAGCUCAUUGAGCGUGACUUUACGCCCUUCUCGGCGGCUGGGCAAAAGGUGAUCUUUCACGAUGAGAUUCUUCCUUUCCUGGAGGUCAUUACCUUCCCGAAUGUUGUGGCAUCACUGGUACUUGAGCAGGCUGUGGUUACAAUGUACAACUGCAUCUUUGGCCCUCAGGGUCGUCGGGCUCAUCCAUUCUUCAUGUUUCUAGCGGAAUAUGCGGAAUCGGAAACUGGAAAUCCCCUGGAUGUCGCCAAUCAUCUCGAGAUGUCUCUACUCGCUUUCUCUCAGGUCAUCGAAUUGAACUCGACAGCAUUUGUUCAUGAUGGCUUGAAAAACGUUGCCAUCAAGUUUGCGAAACUCCUCACCACGCUUUCAGCCUCAAACGAAGCAAUUUCCCUUCACAAGUCAGUUCAAUACCUGGAACGUCUACAGGGCCAGCUUGAUGUUGGGCUGGCUCUGCCAAACUUGCUGGGCAAUUUGAAGAAGGUUACGCCUGUCCAGAAGCCUGCUACGUUCGUCACUCAGAGAGACCCGCCCGGUGGCCGCCACGACAAUGACCAUGAGAACAUCACAAGAAUCAAGAUCAUGCCAACCUUCGAGGAAAUAACGAGCUCUCGUGCGGAGUAUCUUCCAGUGAAAGACCCUCGACAAUGGCAUGUCAAUGGAAUUUCUGGGCUCCUCGACAGAAACUUUCGCCUGCUGCGAGAGGAUACAAUUGGUCAACUGCGAGAUGUGAUUCAUGCUGAGCUGUGGCCGAGUCCUCACAACAAGAGUCCUAGAGCUCAGACGCGAACUCAUGUGUACAAACAAGUCACGGUUGAAGGUGCAGAUCUCCAUAAGACUUCUGGGUUGCAGUUUGUAGUGAGCUUCAGCCAACCAAUGAAUGUCCGAGGACUGGUCGAAGAAAAGAAGCGAGAGGAAUGGUGGAGUCUCUCCAAACGACUUCAGUCAAGUGCGCUUGUGUGCCUCCUCGAUCCAAGGGGAUUCGCAACAUUCUGUGUGGUCUAUACCCCUCCUCGACCCAACAAGAAGGCAGCCGCCACCGAUGAGCGUGAGGUCUUGUCUAGCUCGCUGUCGGAAGACCCUCAGCGGGCAUCCAUUAUCCUAGAGCUGGUGGAGCCCACUAGGGAAAAUUGGCAGUACAUCUUUGACUGCCAGGUUAUGAGAUCCACGGGAAACCCUUUGAAGAUUUCAUUGGUCGAAUUUCCAGGUAUUUUGUUGCCUUCAUUCCAGCCAACCUUACUCGCUCUCCAACAGAUGCAAAAGACUGGACAAGUGUCUAUGUCUGAAUAUCUCGCCCCCAAGGACCUGGAGUCACUUUCACUUUUGACCGAUGUACCACCCCCUAUCUAUGCAACAUCGCCAGGAUUCAGUUUUGAUCUAAAGUGCUUGAUGAAUGAUGGCACGACACUGAAGGUCCAUCCUUCUCAGCCGGCAGAGGUCGAAAGACUUCAGCGACACUCCUCUCUGGACCUUGCACAGGCUACCGCCCUAGUGAGCUCAUUGCAACGACGCAUUGGCCUGAUUCAAGGCCCACCAGGAACUGGGAAGAGCUACACCGGUGUGGCAUUGAUCAAGGUGUUGUUAGCAAACAAGAUGAACAUCGAGGGUGGACUCGGGCCAAUCAUAUGCGUCUGCUACACAAACCAUGCACUCGACCAGCUCUUGGAAGACAUCUUGAAGAGUAACAUCACAUCACAGAUCAUUCGCAUCGGCUCCCAAUCAAAGUCUGAUAUGUUGGAGCCGCUGAAUCUUCGACGAGUUGCCCGUGAGGGAGAGAAAACCCGAAUGGAGAGGAGGGAUCAGUGGAAUUUGCACCGAACACUUGAGCUGCAGGCAAUUGAGUUUCGAAAACUCAACCUCGACAUCAUUGGUACCCAGAGAGGUCUCAAAUAUCAUCUUGAGAAAAUCGACUAUUUCCAUUACAAUCAGCUCUUUGGCGAAGACGAUGAUGGUUGGCAGCGAGUUUCGAACACGAAAUCCGGUGAUAUUAUCGGAUCGUGGUUAAGGGGCGCGAAACAAAAUAGCAACCAGCCCCGCGAUUUGGAGACUCUUCUUAAAGUUCAUGUCGAUCAAAUGACCGCCCGAGAGCGGAAGGUUCUUUACCAACAUUGGACAGAAACACAGAGGACUGAAGCUUACAACAAUGCACAUUCAAUGCUUGUUUCCCAUGCCGAGACCAAGACGUCCUGGGAUGGCAUUAGAGAUGAGCUCGACCUGAGAUGCCUUCGCGAUGCUGAUGUCGUCGGAGUCACAACUACAGGUCUCGCACGGAGCUUGAACAUGUUGCGUCGGCUGAGGUCCAGAGUUCUGAUUUGCGAGGAAGCCGGAGAAGUUCUGGAAGCUCAUUUGUUGACUUCAUUGCUUCCAUCCAUUGAACAAAUGGUUCUCAUUGGUGAUCACCAGCAGCUCAGACCCCAGAUCCAAAACUACGGACUUUCUCGUGAGAGUGUUGAAGGUAAACAAUAUGCACUCGACCGAUCACUAUUCGAGAGGCUGGUCAACCCCGAAGAUGAGGUCGGAAUUCAAAUCCCAUUCUGCAGCCUAGAGACCCAACGAAGAAUGGCCCCACCGAUAUCUCGUCUGAUUCGCCAUACCUUGUAUCCACGGUUACAAGAUGCGCCAUCAGUUCUUGAUUAUCCAGAAGUUGUGGGAAUGCGGAAGCGCCUUUUCUGGCUAGAUCAUCGCUACCCAGAAGGUGAUCCCAACAGCGAAGAUCCAAUGACUACAUCGCAUUGGAACAAUCAUGAGGUUGAAGUGACAAUUGCCCUGGUUAGCCAUCUUCUUAAUCAGGGCGUCUAUCGGGGUGGAGAAAUUGCGGUCCUGACACCGUAUCUCGGUCAACUUCACCGCAUACGCCGAAGGCUCGCCGGCGCACACGCUGUUACGUUGAGCGACAGGGAUCUGGAAGAUUUAGAGAAUGCAGGCCUCGCGGGAGACGACACCGAUCUCCCAAAGACCACAGCAUGCAAGUCCACCAUGCUUGAGCCACUGAGAGUUGCAACAAUCGACAAUUUUCAGGGCGAGGAGGCAACAGUUGUGGUGAUUUCUCUCGUCAGAAGCAACAGCCAGAAUCGAUGUGGCUUCCUCCGCACGCCAAACCGCAUCAACGUUCUCCUUUCCCGCGCCAAGCACGGCAUGUACAUCAUCGGAAACUCAGAGACGGCGAGAGGCGUUGAGAUGUGGGGCAAGGUUCUUGGAAUCAUGGAGUCAGAAGGAAAUCUGGGAGAGCAGCUGGAGCUCAGUUGUCCUCGACACCCCGACACUCCAAUUGCGGUAGCAGAGCCGGACCAUUUCGUGCAAUUCUCGCCCGAGGGAGGAUGCAAUAUCAAAUGUGGGAAGCGCCUUCAGUGUGGUCAUCCAUGCAAACAGAAGUGCCAUUCUGAGAUGCUCCACAACGUUGUGUAUUGCCCAGAACCUUGCCCUCGUCCUCGGAAGGAGUGUGCACAUUCCUGUCCUCGGAAGUGCGGGGAUGUCUGUCAGCCGAAGUGUCUUGUCCCUACGUUUGAUGCAAAACGGAUAUUGCCCUGUGGCCAUCCAAUGCGGACGCUCCAAUGCUGGGAGGCACAAGAUCUGACUCAAGUCAAAUGCCCAAAGAUUGUACCCAAGGAGGUCCCAGGUUGCAAGCACACAGUCUAUGUCGCAUGCAAUAUCGAUGUGACUGCCAAUGAGUACCGCUGCAAGAAGGAAUGUGGUGCUGCAUUGACUUGUGGGCAUGCCUGCAAGCGUUUGUGUUGGAAUUGCGUCCAGAAAACGGAAGAAGGCCCAAAAGUCGAGCAUCAACCAUGCAAGCAGAAAUGCGACAGACCGUACACAGCUUGCUCCCAUACCUGCCAGAUAGAGUGUCAUGGAAUGGUUGCGUGCCCGCCUUGCAACUCGCCUUGUGAUGUCGAAUGCGGACAUUCAAAGUGCCCUCGGAAGUGCUCUGAGCCAUGCGCCCCAUGUGCGGUCUCAAAUUGUCUUUCCGCGUGUCCUCACAGCGCUUGCUCAAUGCCAUGCGCCGCGCCCUGCGACCAUGUUCCAUGUUCUCUGCGCUGCGAGAGUCUCCUGUCUUGCAGUCAUCGGUGUCCAUCUGUUUGCGGCGAAAUUUGUCCUUCUGUGAAGUACUGCCAGAUUUGCGCUUCGAAGGAUAUCAAAGAGACACCCGUGGACUUCAUCUUGGGUGAGAAAUACCAAGAAAUCGAUCUCAAUGAGAAUCCAUGCAUAUUCCCCCGAUGUGGUCAUUUCUUGACGAUUGAGAGCAUGGAUGGUCAAAUGGGCAUCAAGGAGCAUUACCAUCUGGAUGAUUCCGGAACUCCAAUAUCCAUUGCCUUAUCCUCCGAGCCCUUCUCAAUUGACGACAUUCGAAGAUGCGCUACGUGUCGCGGAUCACUGAGAAGCCUAUCACGCUAUGGAAGACUCGUUCGACGCGCACUACUGGAUGAAGCUACCAAGAAGCUCAUUUUGUACGUCAACCAGCAAUAUGUGCCUCUAGCCCAACAGUUAUUGGCUGCGUUGGCCAGACUGCAGAAUCGCAAGGAUGCCGAUACCAAGGCAGCGGCCGUCUCCAUGUUUGAAAGUGGUGACGACAUCAAACUUGCGGGCUCGCCAGGGCAACAGGUGCUCAGAAUGAGUGGUAUCGUCGGCAGCAGGACUCAGAUCCUUGCUUGGGCUGAUAUCCUAACCCUUCGCCGCAAGAUCAAAGAGUAUCAAAAGAAGGUCAAGGUGGAUGAGCAGCCAUUUAAUCAGGUUCGCAACAUGGUUGAGGAUGCACGUCGGCGCAAGAAAACUUCAAAGGAAUUCACAUUUGACGAAAGUGUUCUGCAGACCAAGGGGGAGAUUCAAGCCGCGUCACUGCUACUUCGUCUUGAACUCGCUCUUCUGACAGACUUCCUCGGCGUGAAGAAGCUUGUUCCUCAAGGAAGGGACCGACGCGAACUUUUUAUCAAUUUUAAGGAGAACAGAGCCGUCUGUCAGCUCAUGAUCAAUGAUGCGAUCGACACUCAUCGGAUCCUACAUCAGACGGAAGGGACGAUCUUCCUUGCUCAAUUUUACAUCCUGGAGUCACAACAUUCGAUGGAUCCAGUCCUCGCCGAAGAUCUCCGAAAGGAAGCUACAAUUGUCCUUGACGAGGCCCAAACACUUUGCGAUCUAAACCCCGGACAGACACGCGGUCUACCCGAGGAAGUUGAAGGCACCAGGAUUAUGCUCAACAAGGGGACAUUUUAUACGCAGGUCAGCCACGAGGAACGCCUGGAGAUUUUGCAGGCGAUGGCACAGGAGUUCAGAGGCACUGGCCAUUGGUACCAGUGUGAGAACAAUCAUCCCUUCACAAUCGGAGAGUGUGGAGGAGCCAUGCAAAUGGCCAGGUGUCCCGAGUGCGGAGCGCCUGUCGGUGGUCGCAAUCAUGAGACCGCUGCGGGGGUGAGUCGGGCCGAGGAGUUGGAGGUGAUGAUAGAAGGAUUGGGACUUGAUGAUUGA
Molecule: messenger RNA, 5787 nt
Organism: Penicillium olsonii
Lineage: Eukaryota; Fungi; Ascomycota; Eurotiomycetes; Eurotiales; Aspergillaceae
Source: the annotation of a GenBank genome assembly